Messenger RNA from Haliotis rufescens (red abalone), 582 nucleotides. RefSeq lists its product as uncharacterized. Bases 113 to 505 code for a protein of 130 amino acids. The record is from RefSeq and is a predicted model, not a curated record. Lineage: Eukaryota; Metazoa; Mollusca; Gastropoda; Lepetellida; Haliotidae. The transcript has 4 exons.
UAAAUUGGGAUACACUUUCUGACUUUAUAGAUAAGACCUUUUAUCAAACGACAAGGUGACUCUUCUCAUCUAUUAAAUUUCUUUAUAUGUCAACGUACCACAGAACUUCCAAAUGAGAGCUCUUUCUUUUGCAGCCAUUUUUCGGUACUCAGCUGCCUUCAUUUUCACCAUUACAUCAUUCAAUGAACUGUACAAUGGCUACCGAUUUGAAUAUCACGCACCGAACGGUCUACUUUUGAUUCACAACAACGUCAAAUGUUUCCUUGUCCACGUCGAUCACCGCCUCAGCGAGGCGUUCAACAAUCAAACUGAGAAGGACAGGAUUAAGGAUGACAUACUGGCCAUAAUAUCGGACGGAACUUCAGCCGUCAAUGUGUCAUCUGACGUCCUCCGUUUCGACUACAGCGACUACCUGGCCGCAUCCCAGUGCAGAGACCUCCAAGUCUACAAGCUCCCCUACACCUAUGACACACAAGCUGGUGUGGAAAUGACGACUGUCUACUAGUCUCGGCUUAAAAUCGGGAUGAUUGUUUACCCAAAGUGAAAACCGAAUUUAAAAAGGAAAAUAUAUUAUUUUAUUAA